Triticum dicoccoides is the source of this 1259-nucleotide messenger RNA. Its product is annotated as galactose mutarotase-like. Gene Ontology annotation, biological process: beta-D-galactose catabolic process via UDP-galactose, Leloir pathway; glucose metabolic process. Bases 156 to 1238 code for a protein of 360 amino acids. Lineage: Eukaryota; Viridiplantae; Streptophyta; Magnoliopsida; Poales; Poaceae. The transcript is spliced from 5 exons. Gene Ontology annotation, molecular function: carbohydrate binding; aldose 1-epimerase activity. The record is from RefSeq and is a predicted model, not a curated record.
UCUCUAGAAAAAGUCCACUAGACGAGAUCUCCUCACUUCUUCGAUAAUGAGUGCUCCUAGUUGAUACAACUGCCCAUCCGUUCUACUACGUGUGAUUCACUCGGUCCAGUGCCUGCAUCUUCUAAGCCAUCGUCUUCUUCCUGCGUGCUAACCCCAUGGCUAGGGUUCUAGCGUUUCUCUCGCUCUUGUGCCUUGUGGCCUCUGCGCUGGUUUGCGUCGGCGAAGCGAGGAAGAUGGUUGGGGUGUACAUGCUCAAGAAAGGGGAUUUCUCCGUGAAGGUCACCAACUGGGGCGCCACUAUCAUGUCGAUCAUCGUCCCCGACAACAAAGGGAAUUUAGCUGAUGUUGUGCUGGGUAAAGACACCCUCGCUGAAUAUGUUAACGAUACGGCCUACUUCGGCCCGCUGAGCGGGCGCGUAGCACAACGAAUGGCCAGAGGCCGGUUCGUCCUCGACGGCAAAGUAUACCACACGUACAUCAACGACGGCAGGAACGCCAUCCAUGGCGGCCACAGGGGAUUCAGCAAAGUCAUAUGGACGGUGAAGGAGUACGUCGCCGGCGGCGACUCCCCGUAUAUCACGCUGUACUACCGCAGCUUCGACGGGGAGCAAGGAUUCCCCGGAGACCUGGACGUGUACGCGACCUACCAGGUGUCGAGCCCAUACGUGCUGAGCAUCCGCACGAACGCAACGGCGCUGAACAAAGCGACGCCGGUGAACUUCCUGCAGCACGUGUACUUCAACCUGGGCGGGCAGGGCAGCGGCGACGUGCUGGGCCACACGCUCCAGCUCUCCGCGUCCCGGUACACCCCGAUGGACGAGGAGCUCCUCCCGUCGUCGGGCCGCGUCGACCCGGUGGCCGGCACGAACUACGACUUCCGGACGCCGACGCCCAUCGGCGCGCGCAUCCGGCAGGUCAUGGGCGGCAAGGGCGUCCGCGGGUACGACAUCAACUACGUGAUCGACGGGGCCGGCAUGCGGAAGGUGGCGGCGGUCCGGGACGGCGCGUCCGGGCGCGCGCUGCAGCUGUGGGCCAACCAGCCGGCCAUGCAGCUCUACACCGGCAACGGGCUGAACAACACCAGGGGGAAGGGCGGCAUCGUGUACCGGCAAUACGCUGGGUUCUGCCUUGAGACGCAGGCGUACCCGGACGCCGUGAACCACCCCGAGUUCCCGUCGGUGACGGUGAGGCCCGGCCAGGUGUACAAGCACGACAUGCUCCUCAAGUUCUCCUUCUAACUUAACUUUGUAGUAGUACGG